AAGACAAACAUGGAGAAGAGUUUACUGGCACACUCCUGCUCAGAAUACUGGUGUGAGCGCUAGUGCAAUCAGCUUAUGACCACAAAAGACAGAGAAUUACAGAUGUCAAUUUAGAACUCUGACACCUUUUCCAGGAUUCAAAUGAUCUUGAGAGAUGAAUAGAGGAGGUUUCAGUAUGAAACAGAAACGCUGGUGUGGGAUGACAGCCAAAAUAGGCGCCGUGUUAUCAGGGGUCUUUACCAUCGUAGCCACCAACUUGUACCUUAUCUUCGAAGGGAAGUACAUUAGGAGCAGCAAUUGCACUGAUUUUAAUCCACGGAAUAAGAGUAUACAUAUCCUGAUAAAUCACUUCGUCAUCUGUUGGAGUUUCAAUAUUGUCCUCUUCCUAUCUUGUGUCACUAUCAUCGUCAGCUGCUUAUUCAUAUACUCAGUAUAUGCCCAGAAAUGCAGGGGCGUGGUGACCUACAUCAUCUGGAUCUUUUUCUAUGAAACUGUAAAUAUUGUAGUACAAAUUCUUAGCAACAAUGACAACAACGUUGGAGAAGUCAGAGUCAUGCGCUGGUUUGGCUUGGUGUCCCGUAUAUUCAUGCACUGUUUCUGGAUAUUCUUUGUCAUAAUUUAUGCCCACAUAAUCUACGAAAAUAAAAACAAGGGCAAUAUAAUUUCCUACAACAGACGUAUUUCUACAGGCUAUGAAGACUUCUCACGGAGAAAAUCAAGGAUAAUCAACUUUACCCGCCACUAGAAAGAAUAAUGUUGGCCCUUUUCUCUCUGAGAGGCAGAUCUCCCAGGUUCUCGUGGUAGCUCUAGUUCUGUCUCUUUCACUUUUGCUGGUCUGUUCAUCAAAUAGAGACCUUAAUUGUCACUCUUUUGGGAAAUUUGGAGAGAACUGUGAUUGUAAUCACAACUGGAGCAUCCUGCUCAAUGAGAAUGUUUAGUUAAAGGGCACUGUUUUUUAUCAAGCUCUUUGAAUUGCUCCUUUUUCUGUUCAGUACCAUCUUAUUGGUCAAAAUGAAGAGGGCAAGAGAAUGAAAUGAAGCUGAAAUGCAGUCUGGCAGUCCUUUCAUCUUAAUAUGUCUUCAUCAGCCUUCAACUCACCGCUUUCUAAUUCAACCGUAGGACAGGCAAAUCUGUAUUUAUAUCUCAGAUUGUUGAAGCACAAAGGAUACUGUUGGUGCCUUGGGGUGGCUUUGUACUAUGGUUUUUCUCUCUAUGAUCUCUAUGCUAUGUUCCAGAUAAGUAAAAUAAUAAAAAUAGAGAAAACUCA
Pteropus alecto (black flying fox) is the source of this 1267-nucleotide messenger RNA. It is a transcript of the gene TMEM217, whose product is annotated as transmembrane protein 217. Bases 155 to 745 code for a protein of 196 amino acids. The transcript has 2 exons. The record is from RefSeq and is a predicted model, not a curated record. NCBI's taxonomy places the organism in Eukaryota, Metazoa, Chordata, Mammalia, Chiroptera, Pteropodidae.